This is a messenger RNA of Galleria mellonella (greater wax moth), 1997 nucleotides long. It is a transcript of the gene Dip-C, whose product is annotated as xaa-Pro dipeptidase. The record is from RefSeq and is a predicted model, not a curated record. The transcript has 13 exons. Lineage: Eukaryota; Metazoa; Arthropoda; Insecta; Lepidoptera; Pyralidae. Bases 189 to 1631 code for a protein of 480 amino acids. Gene Ontology annotation, molecular function: metalloaminopeptidase activity; manganese ion binding.
CUCUCUGAUCUGUAUUUCGUAAUAAACAAAACAAUUAUAGCUACUAAUUACUUUCUCAGUGAUAUUAUAUUUAAUAAUUACGUAUUUAAUAUUUAGUAGAUAUAAAUGAUCUUUCUAACCUGUGCGUAGUAUACAGGUGGUAUAUACAUAAUAUAAGUUGUAGGUAACCAUCGUAUCAAGCAGUGAGAAUGGCCGCCACUACAAUUACCUGGUCUAUGGGUCCGGGUACUUUCGAAGUCCCAUUGUCAUUAUUUUCCACAAAUAGGCAGAGGCUUGUCGAUAAAUUGUCGCCUGGACAAGUUGUAUUGCUGCAAGGAGGCGACAGUAUAAACCAUUAUGAUACAGAUGUGGAAUAUGUUUUUAGACAGGAAGCAUAUUUCACCUGGAUAUGUGGAGUGCGUGAACCAGGAUGUUACUUUGCUCUGGAUGCAAACACAGGAAAAGGACAUCUGUUUGUGCCUCGAUUGCCUGAAGAAUAUGAAGUCUGGAUGGGGAAACUGUUGACAUGUGAUGAGUUCAAAAAAUUAUAUGCUGUUGAUGAAGUUCAUUAUGUAGACGAGUUGAGGGAUGUGCUCAAAAGUUUGAAUACAGAAUUAUUGUUGACACUAAGUGGACCAAACACAGAUAGUGGAUUGACAGCUAAAGAAGCAGUUUUUGAAGGAAUUGAUGAAUUCAAAGUGGAUAAUGAAAUAUUAUUCCCAAUUAUAGCGGAACUUCGGGUUAUCAAGACACCAGCAGAAAUUGAAGUUAUGCGUUAUGUAUGCAAAGUGUCUUCUGAUGCACAUAAACAGGUGAUGCUGUACACAAAGCCUGGUUUGAUGGAGUACCAGUGCGAGUCGAUAUUCCUGGACCACUGCUACCGCGUGGGCGGAUGCCGGCAUGUGUCGUACACUUGCAUCUGCGGUUCGGGCCACAACGCCGCCACUCUACAUUACGGCCAUGCGGCCGCACCCAACAGUAAACUUAUACGCGACGGCGACAUGUGCCUAUUCGACAUGGGGGGCAACUACGCGGGCUAUGCAGCCGAUAUUACGUGCUCAUUUCCAGCCAACGGCAAAUUUACGCCUGACCAGAAACUAAUCUACGAGGCGGUAUUGUUUGCAAGAGAUGCUGUUAUAAGAGAAGGAAAACCUGGAGUGAUGUGGGAGGAUAUGCACCUAUUAGCCAAUCGAGUAAUGCUGGAACAUUUGAAAAAAGGUGGUUUAUUAAAAGGAGAUGUUGAAGAUAUGAUCAAGAACGGCGUGAACGCCAUCCUACAGCCGCACGGUCUUGGCCACUUGAUAGGUCUGGACGUGCACGACGUAGGAGGAUAUUUGCCCGGCUGUCCCCCGCGUCCCCCCGCGCCGCCCCUGUCACGUCUGCGAACCGCUCGUCGCCUGCAGGCACGCAUGCUCCUCACAGUCGAGCCUGGAUGCUACUUUAUACCCAGAUUGUUAGACGCUGCUAAAAACAACCCAGCGCAAUCGCACUUCUUCAACUGGGAAGUGGUAGAACGAUUCCGAGGAUUCGGCGGAGUACGUAUCGAGGAUGAUGUACUUGUUACAGAUGAUGGUAUAGAGAACUUCACAUUCGUGCCAAGAACUGUUGCUGAGAUUGAAGACUUCAUGGCUAAUGGGGCUAAUUUCAAAUAAUUAUUAAGACAUUAAUAAAUAAAUCAUGUAAUUAAAACAAGUAAUACUAUAUAUAUAUAUAAGUUGAAGUAACAAAAGAACCCUUCAAAAGAAGUUAUUGAGUGGAAAUUUUGUACAGGUUUAACUCUACCUAAAAAGUCAACAAUUUACGAAAUAAUAUGCUUAUCCUAUAGCAACACUCCAGCAACAUAGCAAGGAAGUGAUUGAUAAUAUUUCAUAUUUAAUGUCAAUAAUGUAAUGUACAAAAUAAUAACUCUGUAUAACAUUUUAUACAUUUAUAUGUAAUUGAGCAAAAACAUGUGCAAUAUGCAAUGCAUUGUGAUAAAUAAUUGUAAAUAAAAAAUAAUAAAAUCUAAUAUCUUUUAA